Stomoxys calcitrans (stable fly) is the source of this 1844-nucleotide messenger RNA. RefSeq lists its product as uncharacterized. Bases 440 to 1507 code for a protein of 355 amino acids. The record is from RefSeq and is a predicted model, not a curated record. The transcript is spliced from 3 exons. NCBI's taxonomy places the organism in Eukaryota, Metazoa, Arthropoda, Insecta, Diptera, Muscidae.
UUAAGCGGUUCAAACGCUCAUGAGACAGCUGCGCAAGUGCAAGUGAAAGAUAAACCGGUCAACAUAAACGAAACGAAAAUAAAACAACAAAAAUAUUGAAACGAAAUAUAACGUGGAGAUAACGAAAAAGAUAAUCAACAAAAAUAAAAAAACAAAUUCUCCAAACUCUAAGUGGACAAGUGAAGUGGUGCGAAUUAUUUUCAGUUCAUUAAGAACCCAAUGAGUAGGACAUUGAGUGAAUUUUAAAAAUUACAAAUUCCCAUAAACAUUGUGAUAAAACAAAAUAACAAUCAAUCAAUUAGCAUAGCUUCCUUGAAAGUGUUAUUGAAACGAAACGCAACCCACUAGCUAGAGCAGACAACGUCGAAAGGAAUAAAACGUGAUCGAACGAUAAUCGUUGGUGGCAGCAGCUACACAAAACGCAGAGACCUCCUUCAGCAUGGAUCUAAAGAAGCUUUUACUAUUUCUCACAAUGGUGACUAUAGCCCAUUGCCAAGGAAAAACUCCAGGUUUACGGCGAAAACCCAAGAUCUACAAUGCCCUCAUAACUACCGAUGACAAUUUGGUCCAGAGUCGUGCAUAUCCUGUCAUACAGCCUACAAUACAUGAAUCAGGUAUAGCGCAUUAUCAUCCCUUUGGGCCAUAUGGACCUUAUGGAAGUUUCUAUAACCCACAUGUGGUGAGAUUUGCCCAACCGAUUGCUCCUAAUUUAACUCCAAAGGAACAGUUGCCCUAUCCAUUGCCACCAGGCCAAUUUCCACCACAACUCAUGGGUCAGCCUAUGGGACCGCAACCUCAGCUUUAUCCUGGGUAUCCCCUACCACAACCGCCCCCCACAGGACCAGCAACAGGAUCUGCUGGACCAGAUGAAGCACAAACUCCGCCCACGGCUUCAGCUGCUGAAGAGCAGGCUGCACCUACAGUACAACCACCCACCAUGCUUAUGCCUGAUCCAGCCCCUCCGGCUCCAAAAGACCCAAAUGCAGAGGAAAAAAUGCCUUCCGAGCAAUUACCGAUAGCGCUAAACCAGUAUGGUUUACCACCAUCCCUAAUACCACUAAGACAACCCUAUCCUCCACCACCACCUCUUGCCUCUAGACAAUCACCCUACUUGUCGCCGUAUGCCUUCAAUCAAUUUCCACCGCUGUACUAUAAAAAUGUUCCCGGCUUAAGACAACAGUUCUUGCCACCUUAUGGCUAUCUGCCCACUGGACCACAAUUUCCCUUAAGUAAUACCAUACCCACAGAUGAUGCUUAUCCCUAUGCCCAACCACCAGCUCAGCCGAUGCCACAACCAACCCAGGCACCCACAAAAGCUCCAGUGACUCCUCCGAACAUCGAACAACAACCCUCUGAACCUGCGACACAACUACCCACCGAACCCGAGCCCACAUUUGAAAACAUUAAAAAUGGUUCAAAGAGUGAAGAUAGCAAUGUUCCCGAUGUUCCACCUCCACCAAUUCCAUCUGGUGCAAAAUCAAAACAACAACAGCAGCAGUCUUCUUGAAUUGGUCCAUGAGCUACCAACAAGUAACACAAACACUGUUUUUGUAAUUAAUUAGGAAAAUUUAUUUUCGAUAAGUUAUUAUUUAUUAUUUUAAACUUUUUUUAUAUAAUUAUUUAAACUAAUUGCGAAUUUUAGUUCCAAAACUGGGACUUUUUUACCCAAAGGAACGAAAACUGUAUUUAAGCCAAUUUUAGUUUAGAUUUACUUAAGGACAAACAUAAUCGCUUACAAAAAUACCCAUAUGCACUACGUACACCUACACGUACACUAACUACAUACAUACAACAAAUGGUAAAAAAAAAUUAACUUUUUUUAAUAAAAAUCUUUUAAAAAUAAC